Messenger RNA from Mesorhabditis belari, 699 nucleotides. The record is from the annotation of a GenBank genome assembly. NCBI's taxonomy places the organism in Eukaryota, Metazoa, Nematoda, Chromadorea, Rhabditida, Rhabditidae.
AUGCCUUGUGACAGAGUAGCUAUAGAACAAAUUUCCUCACCAAUCAAACAUUUCCGAACUUCCUCUUCUUUGGUUCCGAACUCUGGUUUCAUUUUCCUGAGUCCGGCUGGUGGGCUUGUCCGAUUUUCUAUGAGAGUGGCGAAGAAGCACAUAAUGGCCAAUUUCAAUCCUGCAUUCAUCGCCUUAUUGCCACCAGAUGCUUUAAAGAAAUUCAUGGCUUUACAUACUGAUGACUCGAUUGAUUCCAUGGCUCAUUUCGACAAAGUGGUCGAAGUUUUGCUCUCUCUACCUGCCGAUAUUCAGGCUAAAAUCGAAGCUCUUCCACCACCACCCACGUACGAGAUACUUUCUGAGGAGUUCAAGACCAAAUUGGAUGCAAUUCACAAGAAUAAAAGCCUCGCGUUCAACGAUAAAUGCACAAAGUAUAGGAAGGUGCUCGCUUCAAUGCCCGAAGCCGUUGACUACGCCAACCAAGCAAUUAUGGCCAAUCCCGACUUCACGAUGGUCCAGCUGCUCAAGGAGUUGCGCAAGAUGAGAUUUCAUGCAGUGCAGGGCGGCGGUCAAUAUUUCUACAUUCAUGCGGGCCUGAUUGAAUUGUGGGUGAGCGGGGGAAUCAUCAAUAGGGAUCAUUGCAAGAGUUUCCUGGGCGGCUACAAGAAAAUUUGUGAAAUCCUCAACAAGAAAGUCAGCGAAAACCCA